CUCGCUGCAAUCAAAAGCAUUCUUAGCUUUUAGGCGAACCCCACUGACUACUUCGGUGAGGCAUUUUCAAGAGUAUAGAAUCAUCCUUUUCACUAGCAAAAGAAGAUGCUGUUUAAUUUGAGGAGCCUGUUGAACAAUGCAGCUCUUAGAAAUGGUCACAGUUUUGUGGUUCGAAAUUUUCGAUGUGGACAACCACUACAAAAUAAAGUACAGCUCAAGGGUCGUGACCUCCUCACUCUAAAGGACUUUACAGGAGAAGAAAUUAAGUAUAUGCUAUGGCUAUCAGCAGAUUUGAAAUUUAGGAUAAAACAGAAAGGAGAGUAUUUGCCUUUAUUGAAAGGCAAGGCUUUAAGCAUGAUUUUUGAAAAAAGAAGUACUCGAACAAGAUUGUCCACAGAAACAGGCUUUGCACUUCUGGGAGGUCACCCUUGUUUUCUUACCACACAAGAUAUUCACUUGGGUGUGAAUGAAAGUCUCACAGACACAGCCCGUGUGUUAUCUAGCAUGACAGAUGCAGUGUUGGCUCGAGUAUAUAAACAAUCAGAUCUGGACAUCCUGGCUAAAGAAGCAUCCAUCCCCAUUGUCAACGGGCUGUCAGAUUUGUACCAUCCUAUCCAGAUCCUGGCUGAUUACCUUACGCUCCAGGAACACUAUGGCUCUCUGAAAGGCCUUACCCUCAGCUGGAUUGGAGAUGGGAACAACAUCCUGCACUCCAUUAUGAUGAGUGCAGCAAAAUUCGGAAUGCACAUUCAGGCAGCUACUCCAAAGGGUUAUGAGCCAGAUCCCAGUGUAAUCAAGUUGGCAGAGCAGUAUGCCAAGGAGAACAAUACCAAGCUGUCACUGAUGAAUGAUCCAUUAGAAGCAGCUCGUGGAGGCAAUGUAUUAAUUACAGACACUUGGAUAAGCAUGGGACAAGAAGAGGAGAAGAAAAAGCGUCUCCAGGCUUUCCAAGGUUACCAGAUUACAAUGAAGACUGCUAAAGUUGCUGCCUCUGACUGGACAUUUUUACACUGCUUGCCCAGAAAACCAGAAGAAGUGGAUGAUGAAGUGUUUUAUUCUCCACGAUCUCUAGUAUUCCCAGAGGCUGAAAACAGAAAGUGGACAAUCAUGGCUGUCAUGGUGUCCCUGUUGACAGAUUAUUCACCUCAGCUCCAGAAGCCAAAGUUUUAAUGCUGUGAUACUUGCUGAGAGAGAAACAAUGUUCUUCUGUAGCAGAAUGAGUCAGUUUAUGGGGAAAGGAGAAAAGAAUCUAAGAGAAAUAAGGAAAUUCUGAUUCAUGGUAUAGGUGAACAAUAUGAUAUUGCUUUGCUCUUCUAAAACUUUCCUAAACUCCUUAAUUUAAGUGUUGAUGCACUGUAAUACAUGCCUUGACUUGAUUUUAACUAAUUUAUGAUUUCUGGGUUACAUUUUGUCAUCAUAUUAAUAAUUAUAUAUAUAUAUAUAUAUAUAUAUUUACCUCAACUAAACAUAAAAUACUACAUUCAUAAUAUGUAAUGUGUAAGCCAUUAAAUGUAAUCUAUGCUUUUUACCUGAAUAAAUUAUCACCCAAACAAAUCUGUAAAUAAACAUUUACCAAACAGGUCA
Phyllostomus hastatus (greater spear-nosed bat) is the source of this 1584-nucleotide messenger RNA. It is a transcript of the gene OTC, whose product is annotated as ornithine transcarbamylase. The record is from RefSeq and is a predicted model, not a curated record. Lineage: Eukaryota; Metazoa; Chordata; Mammalia; Chiroptera; Phyllostomidae. Gene Ontology annotation, molecular function: ornithine carbamoyltransferase activity; amino acid binding. The transcript is spliced from 10 exons. Gene Ontology annotation, cellular component: mitochondrion. Gene Ontology annotation, biological process: L-citrulline biosynthetic process. The coding region runs from base 106 to 1170 and encodes 354 amino acids.